This is a messenger RNA of Heterostelium album PN500, 1125 nucleotides long. RefSeq names its product CCCH-type zinc finger-containing protein (gene cpsf4). NCBI's taxonomy places the organism in Eukaryota, Evosea, Eumycetozoa, Acytosteliales, Acytosteliaceae. Gene Ontology annotation, molecular function: zinc ion binding; RNA binding. Bases 1 to 1125 code for a protein of 374 amino acids. The record is from RefSeq and is a predicted model, not a curated record. The transcript is spliced from 4 exons.
AUGUUAGAUGUUGAAGUAGAUUUAAUAUCAUUAAAGUUAACAUUUGAUUUCGAACCAUAUGUCACUGAUAAAAAUGAGAUUCUAGAUGAUGACACUAAAGAUAAUUCAGAAGUAUGUAGAUUCUUUCUUAAAGGUAAUUGCACGAAAGGAAACGAUUGCCCAUAUAAACACUCGAAAACAGAGCAUGCCGUCGUUUGUAAACAUUGGCUGAGAGGUCUCUGCAAGAAAGGUGAACUAUGUGAGUUCCUUCAUGAAUACGACUUGGCAAAGAUGCCUGAAUGUUAUUUCUUUUCAAAGUUUGGUGAAUGUAGUAAUCAAGAAUGUAUGUAUUUACAUUUGAAUCCAGAGGAGAAAGUGAUAGAGUGUCCGUGGUAUGCAAGAGGAUUCUGUAAACACGGUCCGAAAUGCAGACACAAACACGUCAAGAAGCUGCUGUGUGAGAAUUUCUAUUUGGGAUUCUGUCCGGAGGGACCUCGAUGCAAAUACGGUCAUCCCAAGUUUGAAUUGCCCAAAGAGGAGACAGAGUCGCGUCAACAAGACAUCGAGAAACAACAGCAAUCACAAUUGCAAUCACAACAUCACAACCAACAGAUUAUCAAUCAAAUCAAACAACAUCAUCCCAAUGGUGGUGGUGGUGGUGGCGGUCCACCUUCUAUGGAAGGUCAACAACAACAACAACAACAACAACUAUAUCCACAACGUGGUGGCGGUGGCGGUGACAAAUUUAUGCGAGACGGUCGUAAACCUAAAGGUGGCAUACCGAUCUGCCAUAACUGCGGUCAGACCGGUCAUAAAUCGAAUCAAUGCUCGAACCCACCUAACCCUGAGGCUGCCUUUGAGCGUCAGCAAGGCGGUGGAAGCAACCAAGGUGGCGGUGCAGGAUUCAACAAGCCAACCGUCGAUCUCGGAACAAUCACAUGUUUCAAAUGUUUCCAAACAGGUCAUUAUGCAAACAAAUGUCAAAAUAAAAAGGUUGAACCACCACCCGGAUUCAAUCCACCUCCACAGCAACAGCAACAGCAACAGCAACAACAACAGCACAAUCAAUUUCAACCACCAAAUCAACAACAGUACAACCAACAGCAACAACAACAACAACAGUACCAGCAACAACCUUUCUAUUAG